This is a messenger RNA of Cotesia glomerata, 1375 nucleotides long. It is a transcript of the gene CDC50, whose product is annotated as cell cycle control protein 50A. The record is from RefSeq and is a predicted model, not a curated record. Gene Ontology annotation, cellular component: Golgi apparatus; endoplasmic reticulum; plasma membrane. The coding region runs from base 194 to 1282 and encodes 362 amino acids. Lineage: Eukaryota; Metazoa; Arthropoda; Insecta; Hymenoptera; Braconidae. The transcript has 4 exons.
GAUAAAAAAGUGUAUGUGUCACAUAUAUGUAUGUGUAUCUAUGAUAUGAGUGUCAUUUAUUCAUGGAAAUGAGUUCCACAAGUUAGAAGGCCAUGUUAUUAUCAAAAUAACGUAAACGUUAAAGUAAAAAAAAACUAAAUCAGGAAUAAAAUAAAUAUUCGGGUAGAGAAAAAAUAAAUAAAUUAUAGUUAUUAUGACAAGUCCAGCGGAUAACACUCCAGUGUCAGCUAAAAUAAAAAAACCUUCAGAUAGUGCCUUCAAGCAGCAACGUCUUCCAGCUUGGCAACCUAUACUGACUGCUGGAACAGUACUCCCGACAUUUUUUGUAAUAGGAAUUGCUUUUAUUCCCGUUGGAAUAGGUCUUUUGCAUUUCUCCAAUGAAGUACAGGAAAAAGUUGUCGAUUACACAGACUGCGUGUCGAUAGACUCUAAUAAUGGAACUAAAUGUUCUGACGUAAUAACUAAUUAUCCAAGAAAACCUUGUUUCUGUCAUGUCAACUUUACCCUGGAAUCAGACUUCCCCAGCAAAGUUUACAUGUACUACGGCCUGACCAACUUCUAUCAAAAUCAUCGACGCUACGUCAAGUCGCGGGAUGACUUUCAGCUUUUGGGGACUCUCAGUAAGGAAGUAAACAGUGACUGCGAGCCUUUUGCAUAUGUUGAGGAGAACGGCGAAAAAAAACCAAUUGCGCCAUGUGGAGCCAUCGCUAAUUCGCUGUUCAGCGACGUGCUGAGUAUCAUCGCUCUGGACAUUAACAAUAUGCCAGUUCCGCUAAUAAGAACAGGUAUCGCUUGGCCUUCUGAUAAAAAUAUUAAAUUUAAAAAUCCUCCAGGCAAUCUAGAGCAAGCUUUCGCUGAAUUUGAAAAGCCUCGUAAUUGGAGUAAGAAAGUAUGGCAACUAGAUCCUGAUGAUCCAACGAAUAAUGGGUUUCAAAAUGAAGACCUCAUUGUUUGGAUGAGAACUGCGGCGUUGCCUAAUUUUAGAAAAUUAUAUCGAAGAAUUAACCAUACUGAUUUGCAUUUUAAAAGUGGUUUACGUCAGGGAAAUUAUCAAUUACAAGUUAAUUAUAGUUACUAUGUAUCAUCAUUCCAUGGCAAGAAAAAAAUGAUUUUAAGUACCACAUCACUCUUGGGUGGUAAAAAUCCAUUUUUAGGUAUUGCUUAUAUUGUCGUAGGCUGUGUAUGUUUAGUUUUGGGUAUUGCAUUAUUAAUUAUACAUAUUAAAUGUUCCAAAAGCACAAAUGAAAUAAUAAACGUAAAUCAACAUACGCCGUAUCAAUGAAGCCUUAUUGAUUAAAUCGACUUGCAUUGAUUUGUUAUUUUUGUCAAAGACAAACACUUAAGCGCUUUGAAUUAAAAAUAUUAAUUUACAAAG